AUGGAGAGAAAAGCUGAUCAUGCUACUGCUAAACGCAUCUACGAUGAAUUCAAUCCAGUCUUUAAUUGGAAAAGUGAACAAGAAUUCGAAAUUCUAACAAUUGAACUUCCAGGGUUUAAGAAAGAACAACUUAAAGUGCAAGUAACCUCAACGAGGAAGGUGAGAGUGAUGGGGGAGCGUCAUGCAGGUGCCAACAGAUGGAUCCGUCUCCACAAGGAGUUCCCUAUUCCACCAAACAUCAACGUUGACUCCAUUGCUGCCAUAUUUGAAGGCACAAAUCUUGUUGUGAAGCUCCCUAGAGUAAAGCCAAUAGAGCAACAAACUUCUCCCAUUGGUACAACCGCAAAACCUCCCCCGGUUCACAAGGGAACCGAAAAGGUUCAACCACCAAAGCCAACAAUAGAGAAACAUGCAGAGAAAGCUCAAUUGCCAAAGCCAUCUAGAGAGGAAGACAAGAAAGAAGAAGGUCUUAAAGCUGAAGAAAAGGGAAACGUUUGUGAUGGAGUUAAGCAAGAUUAUAGAAGUAAAAUGCAUACAUACAAGGAGAAUCUUGGAGGAUAUAUGGCAAUGAUGAAGAAUAAUCAGAAAGAAAUAACAAUUGGUGUGGUUGCGCCAGCGGCUGCGGUUCUGUUGCUGUCGAUUGGAUUCUAUGCUAGUCACAUGUUUACUUCUUAA
Eruca vesicaria subsp. sativa (arugula) is the source of this 675-nucleotide messenger RNA. NCBI's taxonomy places the organism in Eukaryota, Viridiplantae, Streptophyta, Magnoliopsida, Brassicales, Brassicaceae. The record is from the annotation of a GenBank genome assembly.